Suillus discolor is the source of this 643-nucleotide messenger RNA. Its product is annotated as PDCD5-related protein. Gene Ontology annotation, molecular function: DNA binding. NCBI's taxonomy places the organism in Eukaryota, Fungi, Basidiomycota, Agaricomycetes, Boletales, Suillaceae. The transcript has 4 exons. The record is from RefSeq and is a predicted model, not a curated record. Bases 68 to 415 code for a protein of 115 amino acids. Gene Ontology annotation, cellular component: nucleus; cytosol.
AGUUCCCAUAUCUAAUCUCAUCCUGACCGGUGAUCCCUAUAACUUUCACAACUUCAAACACUCAUCCAUGGAGAAUCUACAGGGCUUGUCACCACAAACAAAUGUAUCAGCAGAAGAGGAGUCAAAGCGGAAGGUAGCUGAAGAUGAAAUGCGCCGGGAUAUGAUGGCGACCAUCCUCGACAGUGCUGCCCGAGAGCGAUUGUCCCGCAUCGCCCUUGUGAGCCCGGAUAGAUCGCGGCAAGUCGAGACCAUCAUUAUGCGGAUGGCUCAGUCAGGACAGCUGCGGGGACGUGUGAGCGAGCAGCAGCUGAUCGACCUUCUUGAUCAGAUGGAGGACGCACGGUCCAAGACAACUACGAAGACCACGAUAGUAUACCAGCGCAGGCGAGACUUUGAUGAUGAAGAUGAUUUUUAGAUGUUUCAUUGAUGUACUCGAGCUCGUCGCUUUGAUAACGCGAUACAUAUCAUUCAUUAUCACUCACCGUGCUUCUCGAUCAUGAGCCAUCCUACCCCUGUUAGUGCCCUGCCCUCGCCACCUCGAAUACUGCAAUACUCGCCGUUAGCAUUUCCUGUCCAGUUACCAAAACUUUGUCUCGGCCCGUCCAUAGCUGGAGCUUUUUGCUGUCACUGACCACUAUAUGCU